AUGCAGUUCACAUGGGCCCAAGAAGACCUGUCUUUGCUCCAAGAAUACCGCGCCGCACAUCGCAUGGAAACACCCUCAGCCUUUAAUUCGAUACGCAAUCAAUUCCUUCUCACCAAUCCCGGCAUCGGCAGACAAUCGCCUACCAUGGCGCGUCGCAAGUCAAAGAGGAAGGUGCCCAAGGAACAACUCGCCAUGGCAGUGAGGAAGAACUUCAACGACGCUGCUGUCAAUGAGAUUGACGUUAUGGUCGAUUUGCUGUACAAAGUCCGCAAUCAGGACAAGGCGUUCCGACUUCGAUCGGCACCUAACAAGAGCAAUAAAUGA
Messenger RNA from Aureobasidium pullulans EXF-150, 324 nucleotides. RefSeq lists its product as uncharacterized. The transcript has 2 exons. Lineage: Eukaryota; Fungi; Ascomycota; Dothideomycetes; Dothideales; Saccotheciaceae. Bases 1 to 324 code for a protein of 107 amino acids. The record is from RefSeq and is a predicted model, not a curated record.